This is a messenger RNA of Melanotaenia boesemani (Boeseman's rainbowfish), 2054 nucleotides long. RefSeq lists its product as uncharacterized. Bases 492 to 1472 code for a protein of 326 amino acids. Gene Ontology annotation, molecular function: nucleic acid binding. The transcript is spliced from 2 exons. The record is from RefSeq and is a predicted model, not a curated record. NCBI's taxonomy places the organism in Eukaryota, Metazoa, Chordata, Actinopteri, Atheriniformes, Melanotaeniidae. Gene Ontology annotation, biological process: DNA integration.
UCAUAGCCAGACUCAUACAUGUCGCUGCAUCUUUCACACAAAAGAUAAAUGAACUAAAGGGAUGGAAAAGUUUCAGUGAAACUCCAAGCAUCCAAGAACUCACACGAGCCAGAAUAGUUAUCAUUCAAGCUGUCCAACAAGAGGCUUACAAGGAGACAUUCAGAAACCUUACAGAAGGAAAAGGGACAAACACAAAACUGGACAUCCUCAAAAAGCUCAACCCUGUAGUGGACAAAGACAACCUCUUACGAGUUGGUGGACGUCUCUCUUCUGCCGACCUCUCAGAGAACGAAAAGCACCCUCUGAUUAUCCCAUCUAGCAGCCACAUCACCACACUGCUAGUAAGACACCUCCAUGAACAAGUGGCUCAUCAAGGAAGACACAUAACUGAAGGAGCUAUCCGUGGUGCUGGAUACUGGAUAGUUGGGGGUAAGCGCCUCAUAUCUUCUGUCAUUCAUAAGUGCGUGACAUGUCGCAAAUUGCGAGGCAAAAUGCAGGACCAAAAAAUGGCGGACUUACCCAAGGACCGAGUCACUCCUGAACCACCGUUCACUACAGUAGGUCUAGAUGUGUUUGGGCCAUGGACAAUCGUAACACGCCGUACUAGAGGUGGUUGUGCCGAGAACAAACGCUGGGCUGUCUUAUUCACCUGCAUGUCUACCAGGGCUGUACAUAUUGAACUGAUCGAGAGUAUGUCUACUGAUAGUUUUGUCAAUGCAUUAAGAAGGUUCUUCUCUAUUCGUGGCCCAGCCAAGCUUCUGCGAUCGGACAGAGGCACAAAUUUUGUAGGAGCUUGUAAGGAACUGGGCUUAGACCAAGAAAACACAGCCGUAGGUAGGUACCUGGAAGAGAGAGGAUGCAUUUGGACAUUUAACCCUCCUCACGCGUCUCACAUGGGAGGCUCGUGGGAGCUUCUCAUAGGGGUCGCCAGGCGCAUUCUAGAUGCGAUGUUGUCCCGAACUGAACAAAUGCGGCUGACUCAUGAAGUCCUAUCCACGUUUAUGGCCGAGGUGAUGGCAAUUAUGAAUGCAAGGCCUCUUGUCCCCAUAUCCACAGACCCUGACAGUCCUACAGUACUCACCCCAGCAAUGUUACUAACACAAAAGGUGAGUGCUGUUUCUGCUCCAUCUGGAAACUUCUCUUCGGGGCAGUUGUUUGGAAAACAGUGGAAACAUGUCCAACACCUUGCAGAUACCUUUUGGAAAAGGUGGAAAAGGGAAUAUUUGUGUACCUUACAAGGCCGCGCAAAAUGGACUGCAACUAAACCUAAUGUCAAAGAAGGAGAUGUUGUUCUGCUGAAGGACUCACGGGUCAGCAGAAAUGAAUGGCCACUGGGAUUAAUAAUAAAAACAUUUCCCAGCAGUGACAAGAAUGUCCGCAAAGUGGAAGUGCGGAUUAUACAGGAUGGGACUGUUAAAGUAUUCCUCAGACCGGUUUCAGAGAUUAUUGUUUUACUUUCAGAGACUGAGUGAAUAUUCUUUGAUGCUAAAUAACUGAAUGUGUUUAAAAAAGGUUGUAUUGGUGUUUGUAGUGAUACAAUGUCAUUAUAUCAAGCGGGGAGUGUGAUGCCUUUAGGUCAAAAACUGUAAUCAGCUCAUAUUGUGAAUAAUUUACAUAAAAAAGGAGUUCAUAGUUAAUAAAUAGUAAAUGUAAUUUCAUGCUAAAAGCAGUUAAAAUGUUCGGGGUUUUGAAAUCUAAUCAGUGUGAGACAUCUGUAACACAAUGAUCUUUGUCAUAUUGUAUGCGUAACUACGUGAGCGAGUGAGCGCUCUUACCAUUGAACAAUCUUUGAAACAGCUCUUUCUCCGGUAAUGUUGGGAAGUGCUUUGGCAUUAACAAGUGAGGGAACGGCUCAUAAAUACGCUAAAUGUACGCUUACACGCUCGUGCCUUGGGAAACCUUCGUCUUUUUACAAAAACCACAAGCAAUAUAAAAGUACAUAAAAGAUCUUCAAUGAGAUCAAGAAAAGCAAGCCUUGUGUGGAGAGCCUUUUUUACUUUUUAUGCUUUGUUCGCUGGCUGUCUAGCUUCACAUAGCCACGUGUUGUGAGGACA